AUGGUUCUAAACCAGCCUAACGCGGUACCCUCCGAUCUAAAGACAGAGAAGCCUUGGCCUUCACUGAGACUCCUCAGUCAACUCACCACUUGGAAUACCCUCCGAUCUAAAGACAGAGAAGCCUCCGCCUUCGCUGAGACUCCUCAAUCAACUCACCCCUUGGAACGGGCAGGCCAGAAGAUAGCACACCAAGCCCAGCCUUCAGGGCAAGGCCAAUUGUUCCACCAUCUUAAUGCUCCCACUCGGGUUACAGGCUCACGGUACCAAGCCCAGCAGGCAAUUCUUUUAGCUAGGGACAUAUUAAGAGAACAUAUUCUUCAUCUGGUUUCGAUGUGGGAUGUUGUGCGAGGGCUGGUUUGGCUUUCAUGGGGAAAAAAUGGAGCAGACAACUAUCGUGUACUCAUGGUUUUUGCGGUGUAUCAUAUUGUUCACCAAAACUUAGCUGCUCAAAGGUCUUAUCUCCAUAGAUGGGUAAAGUUGGCAAUUGAGGAGGACGUUGAGAGAGAAGAAGCAUCUUUGCGUGAAGAUUUAUAUUCAUCGGACAUAAAAUUUGCAGAAUAUUACAAUGUAUGGACUUCUUUCCCAUAUCCUUGCAGCCUUUUAUCUGAACUUUCCUCUUCUUCAUCUCUGGACUGAAUUGUGCCUUCCAAUGAGUUUAAAUUGUG
This is a messenger RNA of Ipomoea nil (Japanese morning glory), 665 nucleotides long. RefSeq lists its product as uncharacterized. The coding region runs from base 1 to 636 and encodes 211 amino acids. NCBI's taxonomy places the organism in Eukaryota, Viridiplantae, Streptophyta, Magnoliopsida, Solanales, Convolvulaceae. The record is from RefSeq and is a predicted model, not a curated record. The transcript is spliced from 6 exons.